This is a messenger RNA of Gongylonema pulchrum, 1137 nucleotides long. The record is from the annotation of a GenBank genome assembly. Lineage: Eukaryota; Metazoa; Nematoda; Chromadorea; Rhabditida; Gongylonematidae.
AUGGUCUAUCGCGGUCCGUUGGCCUACUCGUGGGUGUUGGUGUGCUCGGUGCCCGAUAAAACGAUUGUCCCGGAACUCCGCGAUUUCGCCAUUUGGCUAACGGGCGUACUGCAAGAGCAGGCUGCCUCCCACGGAUUUACGCAUUAUUUUGACGAAGAGCCGAAACGCGUCCUGUACACGACACCGGGCAACGAGGUGGAAGUGCGCUGCGCCUAUAGCACCAUCCACAGAGAACUUCCAGGGGUGAUGGUUGUGUUCCAUAUUUUACCGGAGCCCGAUUCGCUGGAGUAUAAACUGAUGAAGGAGUUAGCGGCCAAAUACGAUCUGAUACGCCAGGGUAUUUUGCUGACGAAUGCUGUGAGUCGUUUCGCAGGAUGCAGGAUGAGGGAUGUUGUAGGCAAUAUCUUACAGUGGUUCAGCCGAUGCCUUUCCCGGCUUAUUUUGGCAUCCGAUCUGUAUCCCGCAAAGUUUACUAUGAAGGUUGGAAAUGGGCCACGGGGAAUAACGAUCAUUCCUCCCGGUUCGGCUGAUGCGACAUAUGCUGUUAAUAAAGUUCUGCAUGGAAAGGAUGAUGAAAAAAUUCGCUGCAGCAAUGCAGUAUCGCUGGUACACGUGUAUGGUUUUCCGAACAAUUACAGUAAAGAACAGCUGGUGAAAUUGUUCGGAAAACUCCGAAUUACCAAUGUUACAAUGAAUAUGGAUCCUGGCGCUGUGGUUGAAUUCGCAAAUAAAUUUCAUGCAGCUCAGGCUGUUCUGCAGUACAAUCAAAUGCGCAUAGGUCCAUUUUUUCGGCUUUCUGUGUUACCUCUUCAUCCGGAACUGAAGGAGAACGUGGCAGUUGCGUUACGCAGAGAUAAAAUUGCUGCCGAGAAGUCGCAAAAAUGCAGGAAUGAGAGCGCUGUCGAGAAUGGGCAUCCUGAGAACGUGGCAAUUGCGUUACGCAGAGAUAAACUUGCUGCCGAGAAGUCGCAAAAAUGCAGGAAUGAGAACGCUGUCGAGAAUGGGCAUCCUGUUUUUGUUCAGAAUGGGCAACCUACUGUCGAGAACGGACCUAUGCUUCAUGCUAAGUGCCGUAAUUAUUGGCUUGUGGAAGAAGCACGACCGACAAGAAACAACGGAAAAUUGCAUUUCGGGUAG